AUGAAUGCCAGAGGACUAGGGUCGCAGCUGAAGGACAGCAUUCCAGUUACGGAGCUCUCAGCCAGCAGGCCCUUUGAGAGUCACGAUCUUCUCCGGAAAGGGUUUUCUUGUGUGAAAAAUGAACUUCUGCCCAGCCAUCCUCUUGAAUUAUCAGAAAAAAAAUUCCAGCUCAACCAAGACAAGAUGAACUUUUCCACCCUGAGGAACAUCCAGGGACUGUUUGCUCCCCUGAAGUUACAGAUGGAAUUCAAGGCGGUGCAGCAGGUUCAGCGUCUUCCAUUCCUUCCAAGCUCAAACCUGUCGCUGGAUAUUCUGUGGGGCAAUGAUGAGACCAUUGGUUUUGAGGAUAUUCUUAAUGAUCCAUCACAGAGUGAGCUGAUGGGCGAGCCACACCUGAUGGUGGAACACAUGCUGGUCUUGCUGUGAUGCGGGUGCCGCGCA
Messenger RNA from Alexandromys fortis (reed vole), 441 nucleotides. RefSeq names its product proteasome maturation protein-like. The transcript has a single exon. NCBI's taxonomy places the organism in Eukaryota, Metazoa, Chordata, Mammalia, Rodentia, Cricetidae. Gene Ontology annotation, cellular component: nucleus; cytoplasm. The record is from RefSeq and is a predicted model, not a curated record. Gene Ontology annotation, biological process: proteasome assembly. Bases 1 to 426 code for a protein of 141 amino acids.